This is a messenger RNA of Tachysurus vachellii, 7288 nucleotides long. RefSeq names its product URB1 ribosome biogenesis homolog (gene urb1). The record is from RefSeq and is a predicted model, not a curated record. Bases 55 to 6756 code for a protein of 2233 amino acids. Gene Ontology annotation, biological process: maturation of 5.8S rRNA from tricistronic rRNA transcript (SSU-rRNA, 5.8S rRNA, LSU-rRNA); maturation of LSU-rRNA from tricistronic rRNA transcript (SSU-rRNA, 5.8S rRNA, LSU-rRNA). Lineage: Eukaryota; Metazoa; Chordata; Actinopteri; Siluriformes; Bagridae. The transcript is spliced from 41 exons. Gene Ontology annotation, cellular component: nucleolus.
ACCAGAGAAGGAGAAACCCACGUGUGUUAAUGUGUUUCGGUAUCUGGUUAAAACAUGGCAAAUAAACGUCAAAAUACACAUUUAACAUCCUUAAUCCCGGAGAAGAAAGCUAAAGAAGCUGAAAACGAGUUUAAUGGGACGGUUUUUAAAUCUAUGCUAAAGGACCCCAGUAAAGCAUUUAAAGCCUUGGAAACAUUCAUACGCACUGCAAAAAAACUUCCAUGUGACAACCUGUAUGAUGUAGUAGAAGGUUACUUAAAAAUCUCAGCAGAAUGUGCAGAAAUAUUGGCUUUACUAGAGGGGGAAACCCAUUCUGAGACUGAGCUGAUGCUGAUAUUUCAAAGCUUAGAGUUGAUUUUGCUGCGGACAGCAGGUGACCUUACUCAUUUCAGCCUUACGGGCUCCAGCGUCGUGAAGAAGGCUGUCUCGUCACACAUGAAGUUACUGCAGUCCUCUUUGUGUUCAAAGAAUCGCCAGUUUGUCCGACACUGCCUUUGUUUGCUGACCGCAAUGGUAUCUCAGGGUACUGAAGCAGCUUCUGAAAUCUUCAGCAGUUUAGUCUUUAACAAAACCCUCAGCAGUCUUGCUCGCAUGAGAGACAAAUCUGGCCGACCAGAUGUCCGCAUGUCCUACGUUCAGUUUGCCCUCUCUUUUCUGAUGUAUGGAGACACUUCAACUAUAGUAAAUGUACUGGACACCAAAGAUUUUCUUUCAGAAAUCUUAAACACAGGGCUAAGAGAAGACAGAAUUUCAACAAUCAGUCUGAUACUAUCUACAUUUCAGACUAAGAUUGUACAAAAUAAUGCUGUGAACAAAACUCAGAAGUUGCGUUUUUUCACUGCUUCCACUUUGACUCGGAUUGCCUCUCUAUACAGAUGGGAUGGGACUUUGGAUAAAUCCACUUAUCAUAGUGUGGAAGAAGGAAGACUUGUUGUGCGAGAGUCUGUUCAUAGUUUUCUUGUUGAUCUCUGCUGCUCUCGCAAACAUGGUAUCAGCUUUCACGACCCAAGCCUGGGGACAGCCAGAAGAGCUGGGAAUAUUGUCUUACUGCAGUUUGUGGUGAGCCUUAAGAAUGCCAUUGAGGAUGAAAAGGUGGCUGAGCUGCUUGUCAGCAUUUUGAAGUGCCAUCCUGAUAUUCUGCACCGUUACUUUAGUGAAACACAACUCUGCUUCACUCCACGAAUGAAAGGAGCCUGGUUGGACAGCAUUGCACUGCUCAAGAAAAUUUAUCGGGCCCAGCCUGAGGUGUCCCAGGCUUUCCAGUUACAAGAGGUGGCUCCUGUCUCUCGUUUACUCAGCAUGGUUCUAGUUACCACCCUCCCUCCAGUCUGCAACAAGGCCUUUUUCACCCAGGGCCUCAAUUUGCCUUGUGUGACGGGACAGCAUGCUACACUCACUGUGGUCGCUUUUAUCCUAAGAAGAGCUCAGAAGAACAUCGAGCACAUUCUGAAGAAACCGAUGUUGGAUAGUUUUGAUACACACAGUAUCCAUUACAAGGAAGAGUUUGUCCAGGUUUACAUGGAAGCACUGAGCAAGGUUUUACCAGACAUCAUGUCCAUUGUAUCAAGGUGGCAGUCACUGUCAAAAAAUGAGAAAAAAGAGGACGAGGUACAGAUGAGUUUGGACAAACCAAAAGCAGAGGAUGUUAAAACUCAGGAACAUGGUGAUCAAGCUCAAAAACUGAUCUUAUUUAAGGCUCUGCUACUGCAGGUGAUCUGCUUAUAUCAGAAAGUUGUUCCACACCUUGUUAUCGAAUGCAAGUUUGACUUCAGCAAACUGUUAAAAGGCAUUGUAUCAGAGAAAGGAAUGAAAGAGGAUGUACCUCCCAUCCUGCAGUACCAGUUACUACAGCUGGCACUGGAGCUGCCUACUAGCAAGUUUUCUUGGUUCCGCUUUCAGGAUGUAGUGUCUCCAGAGUGGGAGGGACGGGAACAGUCUAUAUUGUGUGUGUUGCUAAAGAUGUUUGUCAACGGUAGCAGCACUCAUCUGAGGACCACAACUAAGAUGCUUAUCCUUAAGGUCCUGAGAGAAAGUGGUGCAUUUGAGCACAGCUGGAAAGAGUUGGAACUUUGGCUGGAUCAACUGCUCCAUGUGGAGCCUUCUCAUCAAGAGACAGUCAUCCAGUUUUUAGAUUUGGUUCUGAUGAGGGUGGUGUGUAACCCUUACAUUUACAUGGAUAAAGUUGCAGUUAUGGUGCAGGAGGCUGUGUGUCUUCAGGCUAAAAUUCGAGGACAGGAUACAAACGCUAGCGGUGUUCCCAUAUCGCAUAUUAAUGAUGUGCCUUGUGUAAUGGAUGUCAUGAUCGAGGCCAGUGAAAAGGAUGCUGACAACAUCGGGCUGUCACUAACUGAUGACAUCAUCCUCCAGAUAUUCCCUUUCAGUGCUGCUGUGCCUGCUGUGCUGGAGGCCCGGAACAAGCAACAGGCUGCCUUUAUAGAUCAGAAAAGUGUACUGUGUGAGUACAUAUGUGCAGUACUGUGUGAUAUCCUUCACACACAGAUGGAUCCAUUAGCUCUGUGUUUGACUCUGCACAACUACGAUACAGAGCUUUUCUCUGAGAACAUUUCUCCACCUCAUUCUUCUAUAUCUGUCUUCCGCAUUUAUUACUUUAAAUGGCUGUCCCAUCUGCAUCACGAAACACAGUUCAGCCUGAUGCAGUCCACUACUUCUCUACCUGUUUUGGAUUUUUCUGCCUACUUGAAGGCAUGCUAUUGUGAAGGACCCAGCGCUUUCCUCCAGGACUCCUUCUGGAAAGGCCUAGAGCCAACUUUGUCCGCCUUAAAGUUAUCUGAGUUUAUUGGGGCUGGCAGGCAAACCCUCCUCUAUCUCAAGUCUUUUGUGCAGACAUUUUGCUUGUGCCCUAUAGCCCAGGCAGUCGAGGUGGUGGGCUGUAUGCUGAAGGUGCUACAUGCUCUGUUUCUUCAACUAUACAGCAUAUCAGAAACCCCAACCACCCAGUCAGCCCAGUCACCACUGCAGGAGGAGGAAGAUUUUUUUCUGGAUGAGAACUUUACAGUGAAUCAAGAAGUCAACAAGGAGCAGGUUUCACUUGAUGUGUUUAGGUUGGUGUUCAAGCACCCAGUUUUGCAGCAGUGGUUCUUGGCACUGGAGCUGGGAGUGAUGCCAUCACACACUCUGGACCCAGAAAGAGAAAUGCAGCUCUGUGGUCAACUGACACAGGGUGUGCUCAACCUGCUGACAUCCUGUGUUGAGACCCUUAAAGCCCUCCAUGCCCUGGAGAUCAUUAGCCCUUACUUUUCAGCCAUACAGCGAGCCUUACUCUGUGAGCUACAACAGAGCAACAGGUAUCUGGUAGAAGAAUCUCGGACUGUUGAAGCCUUCCUGGCAUUGUAUGAGUACAUGGACUCGUCCACUAUGAAUGAGGUGCUAUCAGCCUUCCUGCUGCUACCCCAGAGUAGACUGAUAUCUGGUGGUGACAAGAUGAGUUUGUAUGGCCAUGCUGUCCUGACGAUCCUCACCAAGAAUAUAUCUCCUGCAUGCUCUGUAAACACCACCCGCUGUCUAUCUCAGGUGCACGUACGCAGUCUGGCUGCCCUCCACAGCUCCUGCUACAGCAUUCAGCUGGAAAAUAUUUUUUUACAGGUGCUGCAAAGAGAGCCUGGAUGUGCUAAACUGAUGCCCACGGAUAUUCUUCACCGGUGCCUCGAGUGCCGUUCUUCUCUAGAACUCGCAGCCCUGCUGGUGCAGAACUGCUCCACUCACUGUCUAACCUUUGAACUCUGGUGCCUAGACCAAACUGACCUUGCACACAUAAUAGCACAGAACAGUAGCUUCCUUUCUCUACUGAGUAGCUACCUUCAGCAUGUAACCACUGAAGACCCCUGCAGACCUAACAACAUUCAAAAGGCAGUUCUGCAGAUGCUGACCAAAGCUUUGCUGGCUGAGUUGUCAAGCUCAGUGCUACAGGUUGAUGCUGAUGUGCCUUUGGAUCUGUGUGUGGAGCUGCUCUCCUCUCUCAUCCCAGUGGGAGCUAUGGCUUCCGAUCUCGAUAAACUAAUACGUGAUUUGCCUGUCCUCCUUGAGAACCCGGAAACCAGCGAUCGAAGGUGGCAGUUGGCAGACAUAAUCGCUGAGAAGUUGGCCUGUACACCAAAGCAUUUGAAAUGGAGGAACUCUUUGCUCACUUCUGCCCUCCGCUGGUUGUCAGCAACUUAUAAACAGAAUAAGUUGUCACUUGUUAAAACCGAGGAGACCAUGUUGCAAAGAUUGAAGACACUGCAGAUCUCUCCAGAGAAGGUUUCAGAUUUGGACUGGAACGACUUUGUUAAGUCAGGUUUAAAACAUCGAUACAAAGACAACAUGUUUCUGUGCACCCUGAACUCUUUGUUGGAGUCGAUGUAUGGAACUGUGCCAACUCCUAAAGGGUUGUUGCCCAUAGAAACCCUACACCUGAUGGUCACUAGUCACUCUCUCUUUUUGCCCACAAUGAUUGUCACUGAGGAUGAGACACACAGUAGUCUUGACUCCAAAGAGGCACUGGUCACGCUCCUGCUCACCUUGGUGAAAAAAUGUCCUGAGGUCUGCAAAAGCAAUCAUUUUCAUGUCCUGCUUGGUUCCUAUGGUGCUACAUUGAGCUCCACAGAUCAGAAAAUGUUGCUGCUGCUUAAAGAAUAUGAAAAGAACAACAUGAGUUUGAUGGAGUUUCAGUACUUGCUAUGGGGUCAUGCAGCGGUGGAGUACCACAAAGCAAAAAAAAGCCUGGGUCCAUCGCUAUGGCAACAGCUCAGCUCUGAGCCGAUUUUAGACCAACUGGUUGAAGACAGGAUGUUAAAUACUGUUGCACACUUUCCAAUAAACCGGUGCCUUACACCACAGGAGAAUGAAGAGUUGAGUUCCCCCGAAAAGAAAGAAGGCUUUCGAGAGGAGAUGUGCCUUUAUGAUCCUUCUUUCCUUAUACCUUUGUUCAGCUACAUUGUCCGCCCAGAGGCUGUAGUGGAUUGUCGGAAGUUUGUAUGCAGUCAUUCUCUGGGCCUUACUGUAGUGGCCCUAAGCAGCUAUGAUCACAAAAUGAGGGCUGCAGCCUACCAUGUCCUUGGUUCUUUUUACCAGCAUUUGGAAUCUGUUCAUUUCAAAGAGAAAACACAGCUGUUAUAUUUGUUGGAUACACUCAGGAAUGCAAUUCAAAAGCAGAAUCUCCGAGUCUCUUUCGUGCACGCUACCUACAUUGCAAAGGUGGCUCAGCAGAUUCUGAAACCUGAGGAGCACAUGUACCUGGUGAUCAGUAAGUUUCUUUUGGGAACCCAGUAUGUCGAUCUCAAAAGGAUUCCAGAUUUCUUCAGACUUUUUUAUAGCUUUGAGCUAGAGCAUAAACUGGAGAGGGGAUGGCUGUUAAAAGUGUUGGAAGAAGGUAUGAGAGACAGGCUUUGCUAUGAGCUAUGUGAACAACAGAGCAUCUUCCAGGCACUCCUUGGUUUUUGUAGCAGCCCACUCUGUGACCAUCCUGUUCAGAUUCAGAUUGUGAAUGUACUCUUGGAGACUGCUCAUCUCCCCAAAGCAUCCUCUGACUUUAGCAAGGUUCAUGGAAUACUAACAUGGAUAUUACAGUUCACAGAAAGAAGGAAUGUUGACAAAAGGAUGCUGACCGUUGUAAUAAGACUGCUCCAUACUCUUUGGUUCUCUAACCUUGGCAAGAACAACAGUAAGAUGCAGUGGAGCAGUAAAGCAGACAUGCAGCUAAAUAAUUUAGGCGAAUGUCUCCCCGUUUCACUUCUCAGUGACUUCCUGUGUGCUCUGCUCUCAGUCAUUAGAUACCUCAGAGCUGGAGUGGAACAGUCUGACAUGGAAAGUUUUCUGCAGAUGUUGGAUUCAGUGUUGAAGCAUCAAGGCACUGCACUGAAUGGUAACAGAGAUACAAACUUGCUGCAUCCACAGACACUGUCCUGCUCAGCUGUACUCACCCUGCUUCACUGCUGGGGAACACUGGUCUCUGAUACCAAACUACUCUGUUGCCUUCAAGAUCUUUUUAAGAUGUACAGUAUUAAAGUACGGCAUGGAACAUGGCAGGAGGAAGUGCAAGAAGCAGUCCAUAGCAAAGAUAGACAUACAGAGAAAUCUGUGCAGUCGUUGUUGAAAUGCAAAGCUCUUCUCCUGAGUGUUCUCACACACUGGGAGCCAUGGGCAAUCCUAUGCAAUGAAUCUGAACAAAAUCUUAAUCCAGCAACUGCAUCGGCACCCAACAGCUCCUGCGUCCAUUCUGAUAAUGUCCCCAGUCUCAUGACUGCAACUGCGCACACACUUCUCAGCUGGACCAUCAGGACUUUAUCUGAGAUGCCUUUUGAUGAAUCUCUCACUUUUGCAUUCUUGAAAUGGUUGGAAAAAGUUCUAGUGCCCCAUGAAAUCAUUGCAAAGUCUUUGAUGAAUGAUGAGUCUAUGAGAGUUGGCCUCUUAAGACUGUACCAGCAGACAUGCGAGUUCAAAGUCGAGGAAAAAGGGACUUUAAAACUGGACACACUUCAUCUUUUCACCACAAUUAUGGUGCAGUUGUUAGAGGUUGGAAAAAAACUUCACACAAAUGUGGUACAAGCAUGCCUGCAUUCAACUACUGAUCUAGUCAAAAGAGAAGCAGGUCUGAAGCUAUUGUCCUUGUACAUUCCUGAGAUGUGGUGUGGAGCCAAGGUGCCUCAGCUACUCCUGACUCACGCCCAGCUGGUAACCAGAGGACGAAAGAACUCCCAACGAAAGUCGAAUACACCCAUCAUGCAAAUUUGUGAAGACAUUCUGACUACUGUUAAAUAGUUUUAAGACCUUGCCACUAAAAAUGUUUUUUUUUAUUUUUUAUUUUAAUAUUCACAUAAUUGUAUAUUCACAGAAAUGUAUGCUUCCUCUGUGUAUUUUCUUGAAAAUUUCUAUUAAAAAAAAAUCAAUGUAAACAUGCAUUGGGUAGCUUAGCAACACAGUUUUCUUUUGGAAAAUAUAUACAUAUUGCGUAUGUCUACUAAAUUCUUUAUGAAGACAAUUUCCAUUUGCUUGUUAGUGUGUUUUAUGGACCAUAAAUGCAGAGUUGUAAUCAGUGCCAUUUUAUGUACUAUAUAGUGACCAAUAGUCUCUAGGGAAUAUAAUUACGAGUAACAAUAUUAUUAAUAAAGCCACUUUAUUUGGGUAGGAAGAUGCAUAAGGACAGAUAACAGCAAGGUUACACAUCAUUUCAGGAGUCACAUCAAAUAAUAAAUCACGUCUAUUAAAUACUUUAGCGUUUACAUGUAACAUGUAGGGCACAUAAUUUAGUCACAAUGUGCAAAAUAUCUGUGAAUAAAAAAACUACAAGUAA